Cottoperca gobio is the source of this 7878-nucleotide messenger RNA. RefSeq names its product neural cell adhesion molecule L1.1-like. Bases 303 to 4184 code for a protein of 1293 amino acids. The transcript is spliced from 28 exons. Gene Ontology annotation, biological process: axon guidance; brain development; cell-cell adhesion. Lineage: Eukaryota; Metazoa; Chordata; Actinopteri; Perciformes; Bovichtidae. Gene Ontology annotation, cellular component: plasma membrane; axon. The record is from RefSeq and is a predicted model, not a curated record. Gene Ontology annotation, molecular function: cell-cell adhesion mediator activity.
AGUCGGCAGCGGGAGAUUGUGGACCUGAGAGGCAGAUCGUCUUAUUCAGAGCCUCACUUAGGACUGUGAAAGCAACACACACACACACACACACACACACACACACACACACACACACACACACACACACACACACCAACUUAAAACAGUUGUUUACUCUUCUCCACUCUCCAGAGGGUCUUGGAGGUCCCUGAAGUGUGUGUGUCUGGUUGGGUGCAUACGGUGGGAGUGUGUGUGUGUUUUCUUUUAUGUGUUGAUGAGUGUGUGGGUGUCUUGCGUCACUUUUCAUGGGACAUUGAGAGAUGUGUGUGUCACAGCGUCGGUGGACGGGCUAUAGGGGGCUGUGCUGCCCCGCCCUCCCCCUGAUCCUCCUCCUCCCUCUGUCCUUCCUCUCCUCCAUGCCUCCGCUCGCUCAGGGAGCCAUCGUCAUCCCCGAUGACUAUAAAGUGCAUAACAUGUCGCAGCCACCGGUCCUGACAGAGAUGCCGCAAUCGUACACGGCCUUUUCUCAUGAGGACAUCAAUCUGCCCUGUGAGGCCUCUGGUAACCCGACACCCAGUUUCCGCUGGGUGAAGGACGGCGUGGCGUUCGGGAAGGAGCGCAAAAAUGUGGGUACGUUGCGAGCCGAAGAUGAAGAGACUCUGGACUCGUACGAAGGCUUCUACCGCUGCUACGCCUCCAACACCCUGGGGACCGCCAUGACACAAUCCAUACAUGUGAUCGUGGAGGCUCAACCAGUUCUUCUAAAACAACAAAAAGUCCAUCAGCAAGCUCUUGAGGGAGAAAGCAUGAUCCUGUCCUGCAACCCUCCAGAGAGCUCGACUCCUCCGCACAUCCACUGGAUGGACAAGAAGAUGGUGCACAUCAAGGAGAACGACAGAGUGAUGGUCGGCCUGGAUGGGAACUUGUACUUUGCUAAUCUGCUUAGGAGCGACAGCAGAAACGACUACUUCUGCAACGCCCAAUAUACUGCAGCCAGGACUGUUCUCCCUAAUACCGCUGUCACCCUCACAGUCUUGCAAACUAAUGAUGUCGUUCAUGGCAGAAAGCCCCACCUCUUCCGUCCCACCGGCUCACACACCUCCAUGCUGGCGCUCAGGAAGCACAGCGUCGUCCUAGAAUGUCUCCCCAAAGGCCUACCCACCCCGAAGGUGGAGUGGAUAAAGAAGGACAGCAGGCUGGAGGACACAAGCGGCAAAGUGGAUUCAGAUUCACACGACCGCCGGCUUCGCUUCGACAGCCUCACCCAGAAUGAUGACGGGGAGUACAUGUGCAGAGCCUUCAACGAGCACGGUCAAACCUCCCACUCCUUCACGCUCACUGUGGAAGCCUCUCCCCACUGGGUGAAGGAGCCUCAGAACCUGCUGUACGCUCCGGGGGAAACUGUGCGGCUGGAGUGUCAGGCUGAAGGCAUCCCGACCCCGGCCAUCACCUGGAGCAUCAACGGUCAGCAGGUCUCAGAGGUGGAUGACGAUCCUCGUCGGAGCGUAUCAGGUGGUGUGUUGAUCCUGAGGGACGUGGAGUUUGCUGACACCGCCGUGUAUCAGUGCGAGGCCACGAACAAACACGGCUCCAUCCUCCUCAACACCUACCUCUAUGUCGUCGAGCUUCCUCCUCAGAUCCUGUCCUCUGAUGGAGUGGUGUACAGUACAACUGUGGGCACUAACAUCAUGAUACACUGUCAAUCCUUCGGCUCGCCACGACCACACAUCACAUGGGAGGGUGAGUACAAGCUUCCUCUGCUGUCGGACCCUCGUGUCGCUCUGAUGACCAAUGGGACGAUCGUGCUGUCCAACGUCAGUCACGAUGACAGUGGAGAGUACACCUGCUCCAUCAAACACACCAACAUCUCCAUCACUGCUCACCUGGAAGUCUACAAUCGGACGGAGAUACUGACGAGCCCGCAGGACGAGCGUGUGCUGAGAGGAGGCAGCGCUCUGCUGGACUGUCGCUUCUACAAAGACCCUCGGCUGCAUAAGUACCAGAUCGUGUGGAGGAAAGGCUCGCAUAAGCUGCAGGAAACGUCAGAUGACAAGCACACUAUCUUUGAGAAUGGCACCCUGAAAGUGACAGACAUCCAAUCAGACGACAGCGCAAGUUACUCCUGUGAGGUCAUCACUGAGCUGGACAUUGUAACAGCCAGUGGCUCCAUCACUGUCGUAGCUCCGCCGGAUCCUCCCAAAAAUCUGUCUCUAUCUAAUGUUGACGACCACAGCCUCACUCUCAGCUGGAUCCCAGGAAACUCACACAACAGCCCCGUCAUAGAGUUCAUCGUGGAGGCCCAGGAGGAGCAGCACGCAGAGGAGGGGAAGCAGAGGUGGGAGGAGUGGGAGAGAGUCCCCGGGGACUUCGACCACCUGGAGCUGACCCUCCACCCCUACUGCACCUACCACUUCAGGGUCAUCGCCAUCAACGAGAUCGACCACAGCGCCCCCAGCAAGCACUCGAGAAACCACAGCACGUCGCCGGCCAUUCCUGACAGUAACCCCACCGGCGUGCGCAGUGAGUCCACAGACCCGAAGACUCUGGUCAUUUCAUGGGAUGAGAUGGACAAGCGCUCGCAUAACGGCCAGGGCUUCCAGUACAAGGUGUUUUGGCAAGAGUCUGGAGUGACAGAUGUCCACUGGAACCACGCCUACGUGCAGUCUCCGCCGUUCUUGAUAAACAACACGGGAACGUACACACCGUUCAAGAUCAAAGUCCAGGCUGUCAACUCACUCGGAGAAGGACCGGCACCGGUGCCUGAGAUCGGACACUCUGGAGAGGACGAGCCUGUGGAAGCUCCCACUGGAGUCACAACUACUGUGAUUGACAGCACGGUCAGAGUCAAGUGGAACGAAGCCCAAAAUGUCCGAGGUCUGCUGAUGGGAUACAAGAUUUACAUCCGGAGGGUGGGUCCACACGACGGUCGUGUCCGGAGGUCUCUUGGAAAACUGCACCAGGCCAAAGAGAAAGAGGGACACUUAGAGCGAGGCAGGGAGAGAGACAGGGAGAGUCGGGUGGUGGUGGUCCACGGCAGGACCACCUCAGAGGAAGUGUCGAGGCUGCAGCUUUAUUCUCGGUACGAGGUGUCCGUCACUGCCUUCAACAGCAAAGGGGAGGGGCCUCACUCCCCCCCGCACCACUUCAGCACCCCAGAGGGAGCGCCUGGUCCUCCUGCAUCGUUGAGGUUUGAGAGUCCUUCAGAGAAAUCGCUGACCCUCUACUGGACCCCUCCAGAGGAAACCAACGGCGUGCUGGUGGGAUACAUGGUGCAGUAUCAACAGGAGGUGGAGACCAGAGACAGCCCGCUGGAGAUGCAGUUCCUCAUCGAUUCCUCUGUGACUCACUUUGAGUUGGAGUCUCUGGACCCGAGCAGCCAUUACAUCUUUAAAGUGAUCGCACGCACCAGCACUGCAGCUGGACCUCCCAUCACACGGAGGGGCGCCACCCUGCUGGACGGAGUUCCUCCAGCCCACAUCAGCAUAGUUUCCAGCAAGACAUCUCUCAACCUGAGCUGGGUGCCCGGAGAGCGAGACAGGAACCACGGCUUCAUCAUCCACUACCUCAGGAAAAGUCCCGGGUGUGAUUGGUCGGACUCAGAGGUGGUGAACUCCACGCAGGGUUUCUAUUCGCUGACAGGCCUCCAACCAGGAUCUCAGUACCAGCUUGUGAUCAAGCACAGAAACGAGACUCAUUGGGAAAAUGUGACAUGGACCAUGGGACCAGCGCCGUCGGAGUUGCCCAGUGGGUUCGCCAACCAAGGUUGGUUGAUAGGACUCAUCAGCGCCAUCCUGCUGCUGGUGAUGAUACUGCUCAUCCUCUGCCUCAUCAAGCGCAGUAAGGGCGGCAAAUACGCAGUGAAGGACAAAGAAGACAAGGAGGUGGACUCUGAGGCUCGGCCCAUGAAGGAUGAGACGUUUGGAGAGUACAGAUCUCUGGAGAGUGAUGCGGAUGAGAAGCGCUCAGACAGCCAGCCGUCUCUGUGCGGGGAGAGUAAGCUGGGCAGCGACGACUCUCUGGCUGAGUACGGAGACAGUGUGGACAUCCAGUUCAACGAGGACGGCUCGUUCAUCGGCCAGUACAGCGGCCGGGGGCCCGUCCCCCCCGGCCACGAGAGCUCUGGUCCCACCUCUCCCGUUAACGCAGUCCCGCCUGUCCCCAUCGCUCCAUCCAUGCCGAGCACCCUGAACCGGCCCAGCUAGACACACACACACACACACACAUUACAAAAAUAACACACAUACACACUGCCUGCCUGCAACAAAACACAAAGGGACAGACCACUCCUGACUGCACUGCCUGUAAUGUUAGUAGUGCACACACACACACACACACACACACACACACACACACACUGUCUCAAUACAUUCCGAAGGUUUAUGCAGUGAAGCUGUUUACAGGAUGUCUCGCCUUUUCUACUCCAAGUUUACACAUUCACACACUCAGAAACACACUCACACCUGCAAGCAAACACACCAAAUGAGAAAGCGCUUCACUCUUCUAUAGGAAACAGAGCUCGCUGCACCAGCUGUUCAUCAAACAUUAGUGUUACGCAGGUCGAGAUGAGUUCUUUCUACAUAUUUAAGUAAUUAAGCAGUUUCAUGUUAAGAAUCCGGGUUCCUCCAACGCGGCCGCAAACGUUUUCUCAGCUUGUUUCUCUGAUGACUUCAGAUCCAGAGGUUUGACGACUGCAAGUCUUUCAUCCGGUUAUAAUAUAUUUAAAAAUGACCCAAGAUCCAAAAGGUGUUUGUAAAAAUGUGGCUUAAAACGGGAAAGAAAAAAAAGGUCAAACACUGGAGGAUGAAACCAGAUGAAACAGACGUAUUUCUCUCGUUGUAGUUUGAAACAAGCAACAGCUGGUGCAACGGUCCAGCAGAGGAAGUUACCCUGACAAAAGGGAAAUCUCAUCUUGUCAUCGUGUACAAACAUGUAUUCUGUUUCAUUAACACAUUUAAAGUCAUAUUCAUUGUUUUUGUAUAAACACACCACUUUCAGUUAUAUUUGUUACUUCUCGUCACCACUCUGUGUCUUUGUUUAUGCUGUUUACGAGCUAUUUAUUUGUGUUUGUGUGCAUGCGUCUGAGGGUGAUCUUGCUAUUUAUUGAUGUGUGCGCGUCUAUCAGAGCGGCUCCCUAACCUAAGAUGCAUGCCCCUCGCUGAGGCAUUUAAAAAUCAAGAAGUUGAUAUAUAGCGUAUGAGUUUAAAGACUGUUACUUUGUGUGUCUGUGUGUGUGUGUGUGUGUGAUUGUUCACGCUCUCCCUCCCUGCUCUGUAACCUGCAGGGAUGGGAGAUCAGUUGCCUUAAGAGAGUCCAGUUGAGCCUCCUCUCCUCCCUCUGUCUGUCCAUCUGUCUGUCAAUCAUUUCUCCUCACACACAUUACUUUCCCAUCAUCCUCCUGUUUGCUCAGCAGGUAUAUUGCGGGACCAGGAUGCUACGGUGGCCCUGAGAGCUCAUAGCACUUCAAACACCUGCAAACACGGAACACAGCGGAAACUGUUUAAUUAACUUCAUGGCAAUUAGCGUCGUGUUUUUAUGUUUUGACAUUCUGAUUCUACAACAGUCUCACAAAUGUGUGACUUUAUAAUUUCAGAGAAUAUUCAAGUUUCUUUCUCGUAAAUGUGGGAGUCUUUUCUCUUGAAUUUACCUUUUUAAUCCCUGAGAAGUUUUUUCUUGUAGAUUUACAACUUUUUACGACAUUUUUCUAUGAAUAGUACCCCCCCCCCCCCCCCUCCCUCUCUAAUUAAUGAUCCUUUUUUACCUACAAUGGCUCUUAAUACACCGUCGUAUGAAUCACAUAUUAUGUAAUAUUAUUUAAAUUGGUAAACUAAAUUGUUUCGUAUGUUUCCAUGUGUUUUCUUAAGUCGCAGUGGAUUGAGCUUUCAAGGCCACCGUAGAAUGUGAUUACAGACAGAAACACACUCCUAUGCACACACACACACACACACACAUAUAUACUGAUGCAUGCAUAAAGUGGAGGACAAUGGAAACCAUAUGGAGGGCCGGUCCUCUGUAGCAAAACCAUAUGGGACCCUCUGAAGGAGAGAGGAAGAGGAGGACAGACAAACACGAGGAGGAGUCGUCGACAGAAAUAGGGAAUCUGACGUAUCGUUCUCUGAAUGUAAAUACAACCUUGAGAAUGUCGUUUUUUUAUUUCCAUUGCUUCUUUUAUAAGAUGAUCAAAUUGUAAUCGUUUUUUAUUAUUAUCUGUUGCUCUGUUUGAUUUUGUACUGCAGUGCUUCUUCACUGAACUGCUGCAGCCUUUGUAUCAUACACCCCCCCCCCCCCCCCCCCCCCCACCAUCGUGUCCUCUUAGGUUUUCCUCUUGUGUCACUUAGUAGCCCAAAGACAUUUAUAGAAGACUAGAAUUAUAGCAAGAACAACUCCCCCCCCCCCCUUUAUUGAGUUCCUUCAUAGCGCUUAGAGAUGCAGCAGAUAAAAUUGAUUAUUAAGAAGUCAUGUCAUAGUUAACAUUUAUCCACGUCGCCAUGGCAGCGCUGUUUUAAUGGAUGGACCGCUACUGGAAAUUAAUCGUAGUACUUAGAGGGUUUAUUUUUGUGGCUCCGCUGUGCCAGAUAAACUCAAUCUGACAAAGUAUGUGAACCAUGUGUGUUUGAACCCAGAGCUGAAGCUUGUUUUUACUGUUUGUGGAGCAGAGAGGGACGGGAGGGACGAGCCUGAUGAGUCACGUCACAUAUACAUAUAUUUUCUGUUCUUAUUACUGCCACAACAAAACAAUAACCAACGAUGUAUUAGUCCGUCUCAAUGCUUUCUGACUUCCUGUCUGUGGCUCUCAGCUCCAAACCCAUUGGUUCCCACUGAAGAUGUCAAUAUUUUUUUUAUCUCCUCCAGCCAUUCUUAAAUAUUAAUGAUGUGGGUUUUCCACAAAACAAUUAAUUUACAAUAAGAAAAACAAAUACAUAGUUUUAUUUAUUUUUUCUAAAGGCUCAGUAAUUUCCUAAAACGGCUGCUCACUGUAGUUUUUAUCAAACAAACGGGAGGAAAUAGUGCUUUUGUUGGGGACUAUUUUCAGUGGCGGAUUAAUCGAGUGAGUAUUAGUGGCAGCAGGACGGUGUGUGUGUGGGAUGGAUUCAAAACAAACUGCAGUGUGUGUGUGUUCAUGGUGAUGGAGGAACACGUCAGUGCAACAGUGAGACUCACUGAUGUGUUUUUAAUAGUUUUUUGACAACAAUGGAGCUCUAUGGAGGACAUUACAUGUUAACCAGCAGUCAGGAGUUUAAAAUGAUCACAAGGCCACACAAAAGUCCUUUUUAUUGCUACACAGCUCCCGAGCACCACCACAGCUUCACGCCACAGUUUUGCAAAAGCUCAGUUUUCUGCGUAUACACUAAGAACAGCCAGCGUUUAAAGACGUAUACACUCUGGAGAACGUUCUGGAACCCUUUGUUUUUGUGCAAGAACAACAAUGUUAUUGUCUGGACGGAGGGCUGAGAACUAAUUAGUGUUGACAUACUCUUAGUUUGGAGGUCUCAUCCCCAACACCUGUCCUUGUCCGGUUUAUGUUGGAAUCAACCUGUGAAACAAAAUGUCACAUGAACAUGAAGCUCCUUCAUUAGUGUUUUGUAUAAUAAUCCGCAGUCCACCCUUCAACACGUUGCCUUGUUAAACGUCUCCCCGGUCUCGGCCCGGCUCCUGUCUGUCUCUCUGCUCCUAAUGCUGCCUGUCUGUCUGCCUGUCUGUCUGUCUCUGUCGCAGCCUUCUUUUAUACAUAUAAACAUGUUGGGGGAAAGAAAACACAACAUAAAAACUAGCAAAAAAUAAAUUUAAAAAAGACAAAAAAAAUGUAGGUAUAAAUAAUAACAAUACUGCUAUUGAUAACAACAGUGCUACUAUCAGUUACGAUGAUGUCGUCAGUAGCAAAGAUGCCAUCAGUAAGUA